Molecule: messenger RNA, 1603 nt
Organism: Cynoglossus semilaevis (tongue sole)
Lineage: Eukaryota; Metazoa; Chordata; Actinopteri; Pleuronectiformes; Cynoglossidae
Product: growth arrest and DNA damage-inducible protein GADD45 gamma-like
Exons: 3
Coding region: 626-1051 (141 amino acids)
Biological process (GO): regulation of cell cycle
Cellular component (GO): nucleus; cytoplasm
Source: RefSeq, a predicted model, not a curated record
GCUGGACGCUGGUUGGAGUUAUCGAUCCACUGCAGCCUCUGUCAGUAAACUCAAAUUAUUUUGUACAUUUUAUACUUAGAAAAACUCUUCUGAGAAUUAACCUAGUGACAGCAAUUAACCACAGUAGGCAGCAGAAGACCAUCGGUUAACCAUCAGCGGACCAUCAGUGGACCAUCAGUGGACCAUCAGCAGACUAUCAGCGGACCAUCAGCAGCAGAGCAUCAGUGGACCGUCAAGCGGACUAGCAGCUCAUGUAGCACUGUGAGGUUAAACCUAUCAUUUUACUGAUAGUACUUUGGUAAGGAUUUAAAACAUUUGGUAAAAAAAUUCUCAGUAGCACAACAGUUUUUUGAGACCCUCUCCCAUUCAAAGGUCAGACUUAACUACAGCUGAGCCUUUCUUCCUUUAAACCUGCCCCCUGACUUUUCCAGUCUUUGUAAAGGCACGUGUCCCUCAGGGUGGAGGCCUGCUUGAACCUUUUGUUCACCCAACAGCCAAUAAGGCAGUGACGUGUGCCGGCCCUGGAGUAUAAAAGCCUGGAAGAUUCUAGGAAGCGGCACAAAGUCCUUUUUGUACUUCUACUCUGACUACGUGUUCUUCCUCUGUUGACACCUUUCUGUGUACCAUGCAGUCUCCUGGCAAAGCCCUGCAGGACACUCUGCUGUGGGCUCAGAGCGAGCAGAGGCUCACUGUUGGCGUCUACGAAAGCGCGAAAAUCAUGACUGAAGACCCAGACAGCGUGUCCUUCUGCGUCCUGGGCACGGACGAGGAGUUUGAGUGCGACAUCGCGCUGCAGAUCCACUUCACACUGAUCCAGUCCUUCUGCUUCGACAACGACAUCAGCAUCGUGCGCGUCAGCGACACACAGAGACUGGCUGAGAUUGUCGGCGGAGACAAAGUCGAGCAACUGGAAGACGCUCACUGCGUCCUCAUCACGAACCCAGUUGAUGGUUCUUGGGAGGACCCUGCUCUGGAGAAACUGCACCUGUUCUGUGAGGAGAGCCGUCGUCUUAACGACUGGCUUCCUGAGAUCAACCUCCCCGGUCGUUGAUCUGAUCUGAGAUUCAACAUUUGUGAAUCUUUUUGUCUGGAAAUACUCAUCCUGACCUGCAGGGUGACCCUGUUUCUCUUCAUCCCUGGAUACUCCUGAGGAGGAUUCUGGUCCAGGCAGCACAGCGCCGGCCCCGGCCCCCUCUGCUGAAGGAAAGAGAGGGGCCCCCGGCCCGUGAACCGUCGACUCUCGUACCUGUCCAUGCCAAGAUGACUCUCAUUCUUUCUGUGAAUGAGGUCAGGCAUGAAACGAGAGCGGCACACGUCGACCCUCAUUCUUUGUGUGGAUGAGGUUUGGAGAGGAAGGAGAAGCGAGUUCUGCGUCCUGAGGUGUUUUGAGAAAAAAAAACCUCUCAGAGCAGAUGCCGCAAACGUGACGCACGCGCAGUAGGAGAAGAAGCGGUGCGGAGGAAGAGGUCGUCUUUUGGAAAGAGACUUUUCUGAAUGAUGUCCUCCUGGGCUGAGCAACAGAACCAACAGUUGCACAUCAGCGCUAAUGUUUUCCACUUUCCAGAAUUGUCUUAAUUCUCUAAAGGUUUCACUUUAGAAAUUU